Messenger RNA from Pongo pygmaeus (Bornean orangutan), 964 nucleotides. RefSeq names its product ribosomal protein S16 (gene RPS16). Gene Ontology annotation, biological process: maturation of SSU-rRNA from tricistronic rRNA transcript (SSU-rRNA, 5.8S rRNA, LSU-rRNA); translation. The record is from RefSeq and is a predicted model, not a curated record. Gene Ontology annotation, cellular component: ribosome; cytosolic small ribosomal subunit. Gene Ontology annotation, molecular function: structural constituent of ribosome; RNA binding. The coding region runs from base 458 to 898 and encodes 146 amino acids. Lineage: Eukaryota; Metazoa; Chordata; Mammalia; Primates; Hominidae. The transcript is spliced from 5 exons.
GAUGCGGGGGAUUCGGGUAGGAGGGAGUCCAGAGGGGAGAAAGAUUACAGGUGGUGGGAGGGUGGGAACUGAUUUAAAGAAAGGGCGAAGGGAGAUUAUUAAAGAGCCAAAAUGCAGAGAAGAGCAGCGGCAAUCGACGACUGAGGAGGACGCGAAGCACUUUCCGCGGCGUUCCCUUCAGUCCGUACACGACACUCCCAGGCCCCGCCCCUUCCGCCGAGAGAGCCCGCCACUUCCGCCUCUCAGGGCCCGCCGGCUCUGAGCUCCUAAGGGUCUUCCCGCCGCUGACCAGACGCCCCGCCCGUUAGCCGCAACAGAAGCCGUAAAGCUCUCUCCCGUCGUGACGCAGCGCUCAAAGCGCCUGCGCAGACCCUGAAAAGCGGCCAGUGUGGCCCCUCGUUUUCCUUUUCCGGUUGCAGCGCCGCGCGGUGAGGUUCUCUCGUCCACGUUCGCAGCCAUGCCGUCCAAGGGCCCGCUGCAGUCGGUGCAGGUCUUCGGACGCAAGAAGACAGCCACAGCUGUGGCGCACUGCAAACGCGGCAAUGGUCUCAUCAAGGUGAACGGGCGGCCCCUGGAGAUGAUUGAGCCGCGCACGCUACAGUACAAGCUGCUGGAGCCAGUUCUGCUUCUUGGCAAGGAGCGAUUUGCUGGUGUAGACAUCCGUGUCCGUGUGAAGGGUGGUGGUCACGUGGCCCAGAUUUAUGCUAUCCGUCAGUCCAUCUCCAAAGCCCUGGUGGCCUAUUACCAGAAAUAUGUGGAUGAGGCUUCCAAGAAGGAGAUCAAAGACAUCCUCAUCCAGUAUGACCGGACCCUGCUGGUAGCUGAUCCUCGUCGCUGCGAGUCCAAAAAGUUUGGAGGCCCUGGUGCCCGUGCUCGCUACCAGAAAUCCUACCGAUAAGCCCAUCAUGACUCAAAAUUCACCUGUAUAAUAAACAGUUUUUGAGGGAUUUUAAAGUUUCAAGAA